AGGAGGCGGCCGCGGCGCUGCGCGUCACCUGCGGCUGCAGGGACAGCAGGUGCCCGGCUGCACGCCCGGGAAGGAGAGGCGGCGGAGCAGGGGCAUCCUCGGAGCCCAGCGGAGGGAGAGGGCGGCCGGGAGCCGGGAGCGCUGCUCCCGCCCCCGCAGCGGGCACUUCCUGGGCGGGCGUCCGCUGCCAGAGCUUUGGGAAGCCGUGCUUCGGCCGCGGGCACUUGUUGCCGAAGGACGGCGUCAGCUUUUGGAAUGAGGAAGGAGGAGCCAAAUCUUCCUUCCAGCUCACCGGUGCUGUGGAUUGUUACACGUCUCGUUUCAGUGUGGUUGUUGGCCUCCUAUGCCGAAGAACCUUACUUUGAUGUGUCUCACCUUCAGGAGAUGGCCUCUUCCAAGUCUUUGAUGAACCUUCUAACCUUCACUUUUGGCUCAGCAAUAGGAUUUUUUGUCUGCUAUCUUCUGUUUAGCAUUAUACUAGAAGAACAGGUUAAGAUCCAGCCUCACGUUCUUCACAAUGAUCCACAUGGUCAACACUCAGCAGAUACUGACAACAAUCAGCUGCAAGGACAAAUGAAUUUCAAUGCAGAUGCUGGACAGCAUAAAGAUGAGGAUAAAAAUAUUGCAGAAGGACUGUAUCACAAGGUGAAAAUACUGUGUUGGGUCAUGACUGGACCUCAAAAUCUAGAAAAGAAAGCCAAGCAUGUUAAGGCCACUUGGGCCCAACGCUGUAAUAAAGUACUUUUUAUGAGCUCUGAGGAAAAUAAAGACUUCCCAGCUGUGGGCCUAGAAACCAAAGAAGGCAGGGACCAACUUUACUGGAAGACUAUUAAAGCUUUUCAAUAUGUAUAUGACCAUUAUUUUGAUGAUGCUGAUUGGUUUAUGAAAGCAGAUGAUGAUACAUAUGUUAUAUUGGACAAUUUGAGAUGGCUUCUCUCAAAAUACAGUCCUGAACAACCAAUAUACUUUGGAAGAAGGUUUAAGCCGUAUGUGAAACAGGGCUACAUGAGUGGAGGAGCAGGAUAUGUUCUGAGCAAAGAAGCUCUGAAGAGAUUUGUUGCUGCAUUUAAAACGAACAAAUGCACUCACAGUUCCUCUAUUGAAGAUCUGGCACUAGGAAAAUGCAUGGAGAUCAUCAAUGUGGAAGCAGGAGAUUCUAGGGAUACAAGGGGUAGAGAAACCUUUCAUCCAUUCGUUCCAGAGCAUCACUUAAUCAGAGGAUACCUACCAAAAACCUUCUGGUACUGGAAUUACAAUUACUAUCCUGCUGUAGAGGGUCCUGGAUGCUGCUCUGAUCUAGCAGUUUCAUUCCACUAUGUUGACUCUGUGACUAUGUAUCAUUUGGAAUAUUUGAUUUAUCAUCUUCGUCCGUAUGGGUAUUUGUAUAGGUACAAUCCUGAUUCAUCAAAGAAUCCAGAAGAGCAGAGCAAAAAUGAAGCACUGGAGAAUAAUCAAAAACUAAAGCAAAAAACUUCUGACAGCUAAAUGGACUUGCAAAAAACCAAAAAGAAGCCAGUACAAUGAGUAAGAGUCUCCUCAAACUUGUGCAUGAAGCUUGUGGACUGAAAUUACUCCUGGCGAUUCUUUAUUGCAAAAAUCAAGUUGGCAGCACUUCUUGUCACCGUGUGUACAAUAGAGUCUGGUGCUGGCUCUGACUACUUGGGAUAGUGUGACCUUGCAGCCCUGCCCACAAAGAUUUGGGGCCCUAAAGCUGUGAAACUGGAGGUUGCUCUGGUACAAUAAUAUUUGGGAGAAUUUGUAUGAAAACCAUUGUGGACAGGUUCACAGAUGAUUGUACCCUCUUUCUGUUCCUUUUUUUGUUCUCCUUGAUUUCCUUUCCAUUAAGUCAGUUCUAAUAUUAGAAAUUGGAUGCUGCCCAGUCAAGCACAUCACAACGGCUUUCUGAAUUAUUGUCAACAUCUUGAAGUUACUUUGUGUACCUUGCCCUAAAAGUAAGGCAGAGAGGCAAAAUUAGAUUCUCCAAUCUGCUUUGCCUUAACAACAGAGUGGCAGAAUUUCACCCACAAGAUUAAUAUGAAUUGUUUGAGAAACAGAAUUCACUGCUAUGAAUUACUUAUAAUGUUUUAAAUUCUGUUGUGCAAAACAAUAUGAAGUUUUUGGGGAGGAAUACUCUUCUGGAGAGAAACCAGACACAGCUACUGUUGUUUAAAUUGCUGAGGUGAUGCAAGCUGCUUACAUAUUUGCCUGUGGCUUUUUUUUUUUUCAGUUUUAUUAACUUAUCCUUUUGGUUGAAUGGAUAUAAAAAUCCCUCGUAGCAUUUCUCAGCCUAAGGUAGAUGCUUUUGAAAAUAGAUGUCUGUCUUCUAUUCUUUCAUCCCACCUGCCACAUAAACCAGGAAGAAUAGUAUCUUAGUGAAGUUGCAUUGUAACAACUUGGUUUCAGCCACUAUUAUAAUUACUUUGUUUCCAUUUUAAUUUUCACUAGAGGUUAAAAUUCUCAGAUACAGAAAUGUCCUAUUUUAAAACUACACCAAAGCCAGUUUUUUUGGUUGAAGUAUUUAAUUUCAUUUUUCUGAACAUUUUUUCUUCCACUUAAAAAGAUGUUUUCUGUAUCUGCUUCUUGUUACCUUUUUCAGCACAAAGUGUUAAAUGAUCCUUUUUUCACUGUUUUUGAAGCUGAAGGGUGUAGUUAUUCAGGUAAGCAAGCUGGAAUGCAGGAAUCUUUAAAAGUGCAUUAAUUUCCUCCACCACUUCAUAAGUAUCUCUGCCUUUUAACUGGAAACACUUUCUUGGUGUGGGACAAAAUAGGUGUUUUAAUUACUGAUGUUUUUGCAGAGGUCAAAUGUAUGUUUUAUAGAGUUAAUAUAAAACUUUCUGGUUUUCUCCUUUUCAAACUGAGCGAAUAGCAGUAUGAGGAAUGGGAUUAAGUGUGACAUGUAGUGUUUUAUUCCACACGUGAACAGAAGUUUCUUCAUCUUUUUGUUGUUUUUCACUUUCAUCAUAUUGAUGAAUUUGGACAUAACAUAAUUACCUCCAGUAUUUGUUUUGAAAAGGGCACAUAGUGGUAGCAGACAGCCUUAUUUACUACUGCUGGUCCUUCAGGAUGUUCCUGGAAGAUGAUGUUACCAUAAAGUACUGGAAUUUUUUCUUUUCCCAAAGGUAGUUCUAGUACGGAUUGGAGUUCUUUCUGUUGUCCAAAAGUAAAGUCAUUACUUUCUUUCUGACCAUUGCUCUGCAGCAUGAUGGUAAUUACUGAAACAGCUCAUGGUGUUGAAAUGCUGCAUUCAUCUUCUCUGCCUGAAUGUAGGCCAAGUUCAUCUAUCAAGUAUUGCUUAAGUAGUUCCUGAAGGGUUAAAUCUCUUGGUCUUUUAUGAGCAGCACUGCUUCUGAAGUACUGAUAGGACAUGAGCUUUAUUUUAUGUCAAUUGACUUAAGUAGAACAUUAUAACUACAUUGGUUUAAGAAAGGAAAAAGUCUCCAGUUUGCUGUACUCAGAGGGAUGCUUGUCCAGAGGACAGUGGAUGUUAACAUGCUGAAAAGUGCUUCCUUCUGUGAGCUAAAUGUUUAUCCCACAUGCAGCACAAACCAAUCUCAUUGUGAAAUCCAUAUGGAAUUGAUAACUCCAAUGACAUUGUUCAAACAAGCAGUUAAAAUAUUCAGGAAUACUUAAAGAAGUUACAAAAGGAAAUUGAGAUCCCAACCUAAUCUCUUUGUAAAUUCAGCCCAUGUAAAAGAUCUGUUGAGCUACUGUACAGUUCCUUUAUUUCUGCUUUCUUCUUCAGUUCACCCAUGGGGAUUUGAAGAUUUUCUACCGUAACAGGCAGAACUAAUCCUGCAUAUUUUCUGCAGAUUUGUGUCAUAUGUUUGCCCUGUGCUGUCCUGUGAAGCAUUUCCACUUCAUGUUACUUACUGUCCUGACUAUCCUGUCUCUGGCUUUCCAGUUUCAUCCAGCAUAGUCUCAGGUGGACAGGAGGAAGCAGGAUAUUUGAGCUCCACACAGGUUUUUUGCUGGGAUAACCAGGUAAACCAGCCACUGCUGAGCUCAGGGUGAAGCCUUUUCUCAGCAGCAGUUCUAGUUCUUAUCUGCUGCCCAGCUGAGGCUUGUGGGUUUAGCAGAGCAGGGUGGGAAUAUCCCCUUCCACAAAGAGUGCAGGACUGCAGAGAGACUGGAAAAGUAAAGGAGCAAGUUCCCUUUCUGAAGGGAAUAAGGCUAAGGACAUAGUACCUUGUCACUGUAGGACAUGAAAAAACGCUACGCAAACACGCUGCUGUUCUCAAGGUAAAAAGGGGAAGUUUAUUUUCUGACUCCAACAUUUAUAGAUUUCCAAAGGUGAUAGUGGCUUGGUGGGUGAAAGUGCCACCUCUCCAAUGACACUGGACAAACUAACAGUCCAUCAAAUUUCUCCUCCUCCAUAAAAGAAUGCAAAACAGUAAGUUAUUUGCAGAAAGUAUGUGACAAAGUUUGCUAUAAGAAUUUAAACAUCAGAAGGCUUAGAAAAUCUUAAAAAAACCAAGACAACACUACCUUGUGAUAAAUGGGUGGCCUGUCUGGAGAAAUAAGUAGCCUUUUCUUCAAACGUCAGUUUUUGUUUUAAAGUGUCCUUGUUGCAUAGGCCUCUGAAUCUCUUUCUUUUGCCUUUAUAACAGCACUACGAAGAAUUAUCCUUCUUUCCAGACAAGCUAGAAAAGUAUCAAGUUUUACAUUCUGUGAUUAUAACAGAGACCUGUUGUUCUCUGUUGAAUUGUAUUGCCAUAACCAUGAGCUGAUACCUCUGAAAUAAUUGGUUUCUAUCUCACUGCCUUCAGAAGCCUCAGUGGACAAGGUUGGAAUGUGAACAGUAUAAUUUUCACAUACAAUAUUACACUAAUAAUAGUAGUCUGCUGUUUCACUCUCAGGUCUUUGUGCUUUGAGAAAGCAUUUAUUGAGUUUGAGAAUUUUUGCAGCCCAAGGAGACUGUAUUUCAGAUGGAAAGACUUCCUGAGGCACAGCAACAUGGGCUUACUUAGCCAUGCAGAUUAUUUCUCUGUGGUUUGGUUUCUAAAAGAGGUUUCUUAAUUUUAUAAAACCUAAAAGCUUUCAUUGGCACCAUAGUGAUUUAAAUUACCCAUCUAAAAAUUUUGAACUAUUUUCUUGAAAUUACUAGGCAGUGGAUGUGGAAGUGUCCCCAUGCGUGACAGAGUAACAUUUUAACCUUGUGGUUAAAUGUGGUUUCACUUCAGAAAGAUUGACAAUGGCAAGAAGUUAUUUUUUGAUCACUGGUCUUAAUCAGAGGAGAGUAUUAGUGUUUGUUUACAGAGGAGAGUAUUAAUCUUUGUUUGCAGAAAAAGACCAAUUUCUUCUUUCACUCCCAAUUAAUUUUUGCAGUCUGUGUUAUUUAAGAGGUUACAUGCUGGUGAUGUUUAUACCAUCGCAUUUUGUGGAAGUUCUUUUCACAGUACUUUUGCCUUUAAGGACACUUUCUUUGCUUUGCUUUUGUGGGGUGUAUAUUAAAAAUCGCUUUUUCUUCAGCUGUUACCAUUUGAUCUGUCACACUUGCAGAAGUAUAAAUGUCAGUAUUUGAGUAGCUGAUAGACCUCUUAUAAAUGCUUUGUUAUCUGAGCAGGGUGUUUUGUCUUUGUAUGACAGAAAAGUGUGGGUUAUUUCUCUGCUGUACCUGUUACUGAUGCUGAUAGUGCACGCACAGAUAAAAAUAGACCCCUCAAUAAGAACCACUGGGAAAGGAAGUUUUUGUUCUUUUUCUGUCAAGAAAUCGUCUGUGGAACUCCAAAAAGUGUAAUUUGCUUUGUUUUACCAUAUUGUAUUUAAAAUACUCCACAAAUGUUAUUAAUAGUCUAAAAGAAUUAAAUAUUGCUGCUGGACAGUAUGCUCCACUCAAAACCUGUGAAUGUUUCACUUUGCAAUUAUAGGUAGUUGUGUUCCUAAUGGCAGAUAAAAGUUGGUGAUUUGUCUGGAAUGGUCACUGUAAGGAUUUGUUUCUUAAAUACCUUCUUUGAAGUGCCUUUGACCAAUUUUUAGCAUCAAAAUUAAGUUGAGAAUUGAAUAAAUAAAAUAAGUUAUCUCAU
Messenger RNA from Passer domesticus (house sparrow), 6023 nucleotides. It is a transcript of the gene C1GALT1, whose product is annotated as core 1 synthase, glycoprotein-N-acetylgalactosamine 3-beta-galactosyltransferase 1. The transcript has 4 exons. Gene Ontology annotation, molecular function: N-acetylgalactosaminide beta-1,3-galactosyltransferase activity. Bases 256 to 1485 code for a protein of 409 amino acids. The record is from RefSeq and is a predicted model, not a curated record. Gene Ontology annotation, cellular component: membrane. NCBI's taxonomy places the organism in Eukaryota, Metazoa, Chordata, Aves, Passeriformes, Passeridae.